ACAACUGUCAUCAGCGAAAACAAUGGCGACUAGUAAAAAGGAAAGGGAGCAGAAAUUUUCCUUGGAUGAUUGUAUUAUCCUCUGCAAUUUGAUGGCAGAAGACUGUGGAUUGAACGGAUUAAGCAACCAUGAGCUUUUAAAACACCGAUUUACUGAAGGAAUAACAAGCCAGACAAAAAAGAAGAUGUGGGCAAGAGUGUCGGACAUGUAUAAUGUAAAAGCGAGCAAGACAAGAUCAGCUGACAAGCUUGAAAAAAAGUGGCUCAACCUAGUGGCCAAGCAUCGAAUAAUCUACACGGAUUACGUGAGAGACCGUGCACUGACUGGAGGAGGUUGUUUGCAAAAAAAUCUGGACAUCGUGACAGAGGCGAUCAUGAACGUGAUAGGCAUUGAGUCGCCUUCAAUCGCUGGUGCUGCAGGUGUGGCACUUGACUCCAGCUUCAGUCAGUUGGAGACUUUAUCAGCUGUAGCAAUACCUUCCCAUGAACAAUACAUGGAAGUGGUUUCAGGGCCAAGUCAAACAGUGGAUUAUGGUAGCAGAUGUCACUGCAGCUGUCACAGAAAUGACCAAUUUCAGGAGAUGUCUAUGGAGCAACUGAAAAGAAAAAAGAUCAUUCUGGAAAUUAAGCUGUUAACGCAAAGGCUGCAGUCACAAUAAAUGUUUUUUUUAUGUCCCCCACUAUAGUAGUGGGGGACAUAUUGUUUUUGCCCUGUCUGUCUGUUGGUCCGUUGGUCUGUCUGUCUGUUUGCGCCAACUUUAACAUUUUGCAAUAACUUUUGCUAUAUUGAAGAUAGCAACUUCAUAUUUGGCAUGCAUUUGUAUCUCAUGAAGCUGCACAUUUUGAGUGGUGAAAGGUCAAGGUCAAGGUCAUCCUUCAAGGUCAGAGGUCAAAUAUAUGUGGCCAAAAUCGCUAAUUUUAUGAAUACUUUUGCAAUAUUGAAGAUAGCAACUUGAUAUUUGGCAUGCAUGUGUAUCUGUUGGAGAUGCAGAUUUUGAGUGGUGAAAGCUCAAGGUCAAGGUCAUCCUUCAAGGUCAGAGGUCAAAUAUAUGUGGCCCAAAUCGCUUAUUUUAUAAAUACUUUUGCAAUAUUGAAGAUAGCAACUUGAUAUUUGGCAUGCAUGUGCAUCUCAUGGAUCUGCACAUUUUGAGUGGUGAAAGGUCAAGGUCAUCCUUCAAUGUCAGAGGUCAAAUAUAUGUGGCCCAAAUCGCUUAUUUUAUGAAUUCUUUUGCAAUAUUGAACAUAGCAACUUGAUAUUUGGCAUGCAUGUGUAUCUCAUGGAGCUGCACAUUUUGAGUGGUGAAAGGUCAAUGCCAAGGUCAUCCUUCACAAGGUCAAGGGCAUCCUUCAAAAUUCUUAGUCCAUAAAAGAAUUAAAUACUUUUUAAAAUAGC
Molecule: messenger RNA, 1392 nt
Organism: Dreissena polymorpha
Lineage: Eukaryota; Metazoa; Mollusca; Bivalvia; Myida; Dreissenidae
Exons: 5
Coding region: 23-658 (211 amino acids)
Source: RefSeq, a predicted model, not a curated record